Zygosaccharomyces rouxii is the source of this 2856-nucleotide messenger RNA. It is a transcript of the gene MIS1, whose product is annotated as trifunctional formate-tetrahydrofolate ligase/methenyltetrahydrofolate cyclohydrolase/methylenetetrahydrofolate dehydrogenase MIS1. Lineage: Eukaryota; Fungi; Ascomycota; Saccharomycetes; Saccharomycetales; Saccharomycetaceae. The coding region runs from base 1 to 2856 and encodes 951 amino acids. The record is from RefSeq and is a predicted model, not a curated record. Gene Ontology annotation, cellular component: mitochondrion; cytosol. The transcript has a single exon. Gene Ontology annotation, molecular function: ATP binding; formate-tetrahydrofolate ligase activity; methylenetetrahydrofolate dehydrogenase (NADP+) activity. Gene Ontology annotation, biological process: tetrahydrofolate interconversion.
AUGUGGUGGUCAUUGAGACGUGCCUUACAUGUCUCCGUAUUUCGUGGCUAUCAUACACUUUCCGGAACUAAAAUCGCAAAAAGCAUAAGGGAACAUGCUCAUCGCGAGAUUACAUCAAUACGUAAGAAGCAUCCUGAUUUCAAUCCAACAUUGAAGAUUAUUCAAGUUGGUGAUAGACCCGAUUCUAGUACGUAUAUUCGUAUGAAACUUAGGGCGUCUAAGGAAAGUGGUGUUCAUUGUAUUGUAGAAAAAUUACCAAAGGGAAUUUCUCAAUUGGAAUUGUUAAAUCAAAUUCGUAAAGUCAAUGAAGAUGAAUCUAUGCACGGAUUGUUAAUCCAAGUUCCAUUACCAUCUCAUCUAAAUGAAACCUUGAUCGCUAAUACCGUAUCUCCUGAAAAGGACGUUGAUGGAUUCCAUCGUUAUAACGCUGGUGAAUUAGCAAAGAGAAAGGGGAACCCUUAUUUCUUGCCAUGCACCCCUGCUGGUUGUAUGAGAUUGUUACAAGAGACUCAAAUUGAUUUGGCUGGAAAAUCCGCUGUUGUUAUCGGUAGAUCUGAUAUUGUAGGAAAUCCUGUAGCGUCUCUUUUAAGAAAUCGUAAUGCCACAGUUACCAUGUGUCAUAGCCAUACCACAAAUACCCCAGAAAUCGUUUCCAAGGCUGAUAUUGUCAUAGCUGCAUGCGGGAUUCCAGAAUACGUAAAAGGUGAAUGGUUGAAAUCAGAUGCUAUUGUAAUCGAUGUCGGUAUCAAUUAUAUCGAGGAUCAUACGAAAAAAACUGGCCAGCGAUUGGUGGGUGAUGUUGAAUUUAAUUCUGCUAAGGACCGCGCAUCAUGGAUAACACCUGUACCAGGUGGUGUUGGCCCCAUGACAGUCGCGAUGUUAGUUGAGAAUGUCUUGGCAGCAGCAAAAAGACAGUUGGCUCAACGUGAUAGAAUACCGCAAAUUGAACCUCUUCCUUUACACUUACAAAAUCCGGUACCUUCCGACAUUGAAAUCUCAAGAGAUCAACCCCCAAAACCUAUUACUCAAGUAGCAGAAGAAUUGGGGAUCCACAACAGUGAAUUAGAAUCCUUUGGCCAUUACAAGGCAAAAGUUUCACUUUCCGUUCUUGACAGACUAAAACAUCGUGAAAAUGGUAAAUACGUACUAGUGGCAGGUAUUACACCAACUCCAUUGGGUGAAGGUAAGUCUACAACCACUUUAGGUUUAGUACAAUCUCUAACCGCUCAUUGCGGUAAACCAUCAAUUGCCAAUGUUCGUCAACCAUCAAUGGGUCCUACUUUUGGUGUCAAAGGUGGUGCCGCAGGUGGUGGAUAUUCACAAGUUAUCCCCAUGGAUGAGUUUAACAUGCAUUUGACUGGUGAUAUUCAUGCCAUUGGUGCUGCAAAUAACCUUUUAGCAGCUGCCAUAGAUACAAGAAUCUUUCAUGAGAGUACCCAAAAGAAGGACUCGUCCUUUUACAACAGAUUAGUUCCCAAGAAGAAUGGUCGUCGUACUUUCACACCGUCAAUGUUGAAAAGGUUACAAAAACUGGGGAUCUCAAAGACAAAUCCUGAUGAAUUGACACCCGAAGAAAUUAACAAGUUCGCUAGAUUGAACAUUAACCCUGAUACAAUUGCCAUCAAAAGGGUCGUAGACGUUAAUGAUAGAAUGCUUAGACGUAUCACUAUCGGUGAAGCACCUACUGAAAAGGGCCAUAAAAGAACUACAGGAUUUGACAUUACAGUUGCCUCUGAACUGAUGGCCAUCUUAGCUUUAUCCACCGAUUUGAAGGAUAUGAGACAACGUAUUGGUCGUAUGGUUAUCGGGUCCAAUGUUAAUGAUGAACCUGUCACUGUGGAAGACAUUGGUUGCGCUGGUGCUUUAACCGCUCUACUCAAGGAUACUUUGAAACCUAACUUGAUGCAAUCCCUCGAAGGAACACCUGUCAUGGUUCAUGCCGGUCCCUUUGCCAAUAUCUCCAUUGGUGCCUCUUCCGUGAUUGCAGAUAAGCUUGCCCUAAAGCUUAUGGGUUCAACUUCGAAGACUGAAAACGCUGGUUAUGUGGUCACUGAAGCAGGCUUUGACUUUACCAUGGGAGGUGAAAGAUUCUGUAAUAUCAAAUCUCGUGCAUCUGGAUUGACACCCGAUGCCAUCGUCCUAGUGGCUACCAUUAGAGCUCUUAAAUUACAUGGUGGUGGAUCGGAUGUUAAACCAGGUCAGCCUUUACCACAAGAAUAUGUGCAAGAAAAUGUGGAUUUAGUAGCUAAAGGUUGCUCCAAUCUGUGUAAGCAAAUUUCCAAUGCUUCACAAUUCGGAGUACCUAUAGUGGUGGCUAUCAAUAAGUUCCAAUCUGAUAGUGAUUUAGAAUUGGAAACUGUUCGAAAGGCAGCACUAGAGGCAGGUGCUAUUGAUGCAGUGGCUACUAAUCACUGGGAAAAAGGUGGUUCGGGUGCCAUUGAUUUAGCUCAAGCAGUUAUUAGAGCCACUGACCAACCCAAAAAUUUCCAGUAUUUGUACAAUCUCCACGAUUCAGUGGAAGCUAAAAUGGAAAGUAUUGUAAAGAACUUGUACGGCGCUGCUAAUCUAAGUAUUUCACCAGAGGCGCAAGCUAAAAUUGAUACCUACAAAAAUCAAGGAUUUGGUGAUUUACCGGUCUGUAUUGCCAAGACUCAAUACUCUUUAUCACACGAUCCAUCUUUGAAAGGUGUACCUCAAGGAUUUACUUUUCCCAUUAACGAUGUAAGAGUUUCCGUAGGUGCGGGUUACAUGUAUGCACUGGCGGCUGAGAUUCAAACUAUACCAGGUCUAUCGACCUAUGCAGGUUACAUGAAUGUUGAAGUUGAUGAUGAUGGCAAUAUUCAAGGUUUAUUCUAG